UCACGUGCUUACUUUCAUGUGAUAUUACGGGAAACUUUCAUCAGUGUACUUCCGCAGAGGGUCUCUUGUAAACAACAACACUUAGCAGAGGAAACAAUUCAACACCAGUACCGAGCCGAAACAUUUUCUCCGAACAUCCCUAAAGGAAACUCAGGGGCUAGGUCUACUGGUGUUCUUCCUUAAGAAUGCAUUCUUCCAGAUACAGUUGCUCCCGGUCCUUUGCAGCGAAGGGGAACCAGAUUCCAUCGAUUUUUAUUGGAAUCGUCGUUUACACCUUAUGCAUUACAUCAAUUGUUGCGAUGGAGUUUAAAGACCCGAGCUUCUCAAACGUGGACAUGAAAGAAAAGGAAAGAGUAAUGGAUGAAAUCCUAGAGAAAAUAAAUAUUCUCUCUGAGGAUGAGAAGCUGCAGUACAGGAGAGAUUGGGAAGAGUUCAAAGACGAGACGGAUGCGAUGACUUCCAACGGGAAAAAAACCGCCAGGAGACUCCGAGCAAUAGCUGAUAGACUUGACCAAGCGUGGUGGGACUACAAGAUGGCUUAUGCCGCUGGAACCACUGCGUGUGUUGUAGGAGGAGUUGUAACAUUAAUGACUGGAGUUGCAGUAGCCAUAAGUUUUGGACUUGCUGGAGCUCUAGUAAACAUGGAGGCCACGUAUAGAUAUGACAGUCAUUCUGCGGAAAUCGAGGAGGCCGACAGGCUCUUGAAGGAGACCGGAGACAACUACAACGUCGUGAGGAAAAUGAUCCGUGAUUGGUCACUCGAGAAAGAAAGCAUACGGCUGAUGUACAUUUAUGGCCUUGCUAAAGCUCAUAAAGUGACUUCCCCUCAGGUUUUGAUGAUUUUACGGGAAUUGGUUCUUUACUCCAUGGGGAUCCCCUCCGUGGAAAAAGGAACGAUAACUCUUCUUGAAAAAGCAGUGUUUAAUUUGGGUGCGAAAACCGCUUUUCAAGGUGGUGCUGGAGGAGCAGCUCAGGCAGGAACACAAGCAACUGAUGACGUAAUUCAAACCGGCGCAAAAACCUCAACAAAAGAAGCAUCAAAGGGUGGAGCACAAACUGUUGAUGAUCUGGCGGAAGCAGCUUCUAAAACAGUAGUAAGACUCCCGGAGAACAUAAUUGUUUUCGUAAACACUGCCCUUUUGGUAAAGGACGCCAUAGACCUGGGCUUCACGAUUAAGGAUCUCGUUCAAAACAAAGGACAUGAAGCGGCGAAAGAUCUAAGAGAAAAGGCCAAGGAGAUCGAGGAUGCUUUUAAACUGUAAUCGAAACUUGAGUUAUUGGAACAAUUCAAACUGACACCAACAGUUAAAUGAAAAAAGUGCCUUACAACUGAAAACCAAUCUUUUUUUUUCAUUUCCUCCAUAUGGAUUAUAUUAAUUUCGUAGUUUGACCUAUUUUGUUUUAUUUUUUAAAAAAGAAAAAGCUUGGUAACAACUUUGUCCGCUGUUAUAUGUCAAGGGAAGAGUCAACAAUAAGACUCUUCAUUUUAAACUGAUUUUUUUUUAGGGCAGUGUUGAAUUAUUGGCUCUAGGAUGCCUUCCUGUUACGGGAAUAUUUAUACGUUUUAUUUUAUGGACCCUUUUUAAUUGCUAUUGUGUAUUCGCGCAGUUCAAGUUGUAUCUUUCGAUUUCUGCAGUCUAGUUUUCUUCGUUUUUUGACUCGAACAGUUGAGAUGUAGAUGAUGAUGAAAGAAUUGGUACUAUUGAAAUUGUUAUCACAUUGUUAAAAGUAUCGCCAAAAUAUUAUUUUGUGGUCAUUUAUUAUAAAAUAUUACUGUUAGGGUUUUUUGUGGGUUUUGGAACAUAUUUACUCGUCAACAUUUCAUAGUAGAUCAUUUCCGAUUUAUACAAGUUCAUUCAAGUUCUAUCGUUCAAGUAGUUCAAAAAAUUUAGAAAAAGCCUCGAUAGUUUUUGGAUGGUCAACUGAUUCAUUUUGCAUUGUUUCUUGCCUUCAUUGUAGUUACUUUGAAAAGAAAAUGUAAAUAGAAGUGUUAGUGAUCUUCCUGGAAAAUUGCUUCUCAUCGCAGUUGGCAGCUUAGUUUCAGCUCAUAAAUUCGCUUUCCUUUCAUAGGAUAAUUUUUCCUCGUUGCUGUUUUCUGAACUUUACACCAACACCGAGCUAUUUCCCGCUAGUGUUGAAAAAAAUAGGAGAUUUUUAAACCAAUUAUAAUCAAGGAAAUUGUUAUUGUUUUGAUCAGUAAUAUUUACUAAAUUCACCGGAAAAAAAAGUGACACAAUCAAUUAAUGUAUUUUUCUAACUGCAGCUAACCAGCGUGAGCAGUCCCUCGAAUCCUAUUCGGUGAAGUCGGUCGAGCGAGACAAAAGAAUUGGUGAAAAAAUAAAUUGAUGUAAGUGAA
Messenger RNA from Stylophora pistillata, 2356 nucleotides. RefSeq lists its product as uncharacterized. The record is from RefSeq and is a predicted model, not a curated record. NCBI's taxonomy places the organism in Eukaryota, Metazoa, Cnidaria, Anthozoa, Scleractinia, Pocilloporidae.